AUGAGAGAGAUUUUGGCCUUUGAGGUGAAGUGGAGCCGGGCUCCUGUACUUGAUGUGGAAUUUUCUCGUUUUGUUUACAAGGGUGGAGAAGUUGGGGCUGACACCGAGUAUGAAGCCGGAAGGAAGUUGCAGGAACUGAAGCUGCAACAGGAGGGAAACGAAUACGAUGAUGAAGAUAGAAGGAGAGCCGAGGCAGACUGGGAAACUACAGCCAACAGGGGCACGGCAGCAAGGAGCAACAUAUACGGUGCCAAGGGCAGCGUGGAAGAGGCCAUCGAGGAGAAGCUCACAAUGCCGACCGACAUUGUGAAGGAGACCCGCUCGGCAAGCGAGUACGGCGGCCCCAAGAGGGCGGAGGUGGCGAAGGUGCUGGUGGACGUGGAGGAGACACCCGGCCGAAGCUGCAACCUCAGACCUCGACGACGAGGAUGAGUUUUGACAACGUUGGCCGGGGCGACAACUGAUAUAUGAGAUUUCCCCCUUUCUCGUUACUGAUGGGUGGGGUUAUGUAAAAUCAAGAAUGUUUAAAUGAAGUCACGACGAACCCAGUGAAUUUAUCCCCAGUCCAGUGUCUUCAAUUGAGGUAGUAAUACACGGCCGUUGGUACGUGCUUUUCU
Diospyros lotus (date-plum) is the source of this 617-nucleotide messenger RNA. Its product is annotated as embryonic protein DC-8-like. NCBI's taxonomy places the organism in Eukaryota, Viridiplantae, Streptophyta, Magnoliopsida, Ericales, Ebenaceae. The record is from RefSeq and is a predicted model, not a curated record. The transcript has 4 exons. The coding region runs from base 1 to 432 and encodes 143 amino acids.